This is a messenger RNA of Lycium ferocissimum, 2272 nucleotides long. RefSeq names its product glycine--tRNA ligase, mitochondrial 1-like. The record is from RefSeq and is a predicted model, not a curated record. Gene Ontology annotation, biological process: mitochondrial glycyl-tRNA aminoacylation. The transcript has 10 exons. NCBI's taxonomy places the organism in Eukaryota, Viridiplantae, Streptophyta, Magnoliopsida, Solanales, Solanaceae. Gene Ontology annotation, molecular function: glycine-tRNA ligase activity; ATP binding. Gene Ontology annotation, cellular component: cytoplasm; mitochondrion. Bases 58 to 2271 code for a protein of 737 amino acids.
UGCAUACACCACCCAAAAAAACCCUAAAAUACUGAGUGGAGUGGGUUAUAGUGCCGCAUGCGUUUUGUUCGUGCUCUCACUACGUGCGCACUUCCCGUUAGCCGCCGCGGCGUAAUCUCCAGUACUCAUUUUCCCCGCACUUGUUCAUUUCUAAAACCCUACAUCGCCAAAGCUCUUCAUUGCACCAUUUCCGUUACAAUAAUGGCCACUGAAGACUCACUUCGCAAAUCUCUUUCCCAAAAACAAUCAAAUAUCGACCUCCAAGGCAACGCCGUUCGUCAAUUAAAAUCCUCAGGUGCUUCCAAGCCGGAAAUUGAAGCUGCUGUUAAAGCUUUGAAUGAUUUGAAGCUUGAGAAAGCGUCUAUUGAGAGCCAGCUCCAAGCCGCUUUAUCCGGUUCUGGUUCGUCGUCCGGCAACCGAGAUGCGUUCCGUCAGGCGGUUGUUAAUACUCUAGAGCGACGGUUGUUUUUUAUUCCGAGUUUUAAGAUAUAUAGAGGUGUUGCUGGACUUUAUGAUUAUGGUCCACCUGGUUGUUCUGUUAAGUCCAAUGUACUUGCCUUCUGGCGUCAGCAUUUUGUGUUGGAGGAGAACAUGUUGGAAGUUGACUGUCCAUGUGUGACCCCUGAGGUUGUCCUAAAGGCAUCAGGUCACGUUGAGAAGUUCACUGAUCUUAUGGUUAAGGAUGAGAAGACAGGAACAUGUUAUCGAGCUGAUCAUUUGCUCAAGGAUUAUUGUAAAGAAAAACUUGAGAAGGACUUUAGCCUCUCUGCAGAAAAAGCUGCAGAAUUGAAGCACGUUCUUGCUGUCUUGGAUGAUCUCUCUUCUGAGCAGCUUGGUGCCAAGAUAAAGGAAUAUGGUAUAACUGCACCAGAUACAAAGAAUCCACUUUCUGAUCCUUAUCCAUUCAAUCUAAUGUUUCAGACAUCCAUUGGUCCAUCUGGCGUGAGUCCAGGGUAUAUGCGUCCUGAAACAGCGCAAGGCAUAUUUGUAAAUUUCAAAGAUUUAUACUAUUAUAAUGGAAAUAAGCUCCCUUUUGCUGCUGCUCAAAUUGGUCAGGCUUUUAGAAAUGAGAUAUCUCCCCGACAAGGUCUUCUCAGAGUCCGUGAGUUCACUCUGGCAGAAAUUGAACAUUUUGUUGAUCCCCAGGACAAAUCUCAUCCAAAAUUUUCAGAUGUUGCAAAAUUGGAGUUUCUAAUGUUUCCUAGGGAUGAACAAGUGUCUGGACAGUCUGCGAAGAAACUACAGCUUGGUGAAGCUGUUUCUCGAGGAACUGUCAAUAAUGAAACACUUGGAUACUUUAUUGGGAGAGUUUAUCUUUUCCUAACACAACUUGGAAUAGACAAAGACCGUCUGCGUUUCCGUCAGCAUCUUGCAAAUGAGAUGGCUCACUACGCUGCAGAUUGUUGGGAUGCUGAAAUUGAGAGUUCUUACGGUUGGAUUGAAUGUGUUGGGAUUGCUGAUAGAUCUGCCUAUGAUUUGCGUGCCCAUUCGGAAAAAAGCUCUGUAGCUCUUGUGGCUCAAGAGAAAUUCUCAGAACCAAGAGAAGUAGAGAAACUGGUCAUAACACCAAUCAAGAAGGAGCUUGGACUUGCGUUCAAGGGAAACCAAAGAAUGGUGACAGAAGCCUUGGAGGCAAUGGAAGAAAAGGUAGCUAUGGAGAUGAAGGCUGAUCUGGAAUCCAAGGGGGAGGUAGAGUUCCAUGUAUGUACUCUUGGAAAGAAUGUCACCAUUAAGAAAAGCAUGGUCUCUAUUUCCAAGGAAAUAAAGAAAGAGCACCAGAGAGUGUUUACACCUUCUGUGAUUGAGCCCUCGUUUGGAAUUGGGCGGAUAAUAUACUGUCUUUAUGAGCAUUCAUUCUACACAAGGCCAAGUAAAGCUGGGGAUGAGCAGCAAAAUGUCUUCCGCUUCCCACCCCUUGUGGCUCCCAUCAAAUGCACUGUUUUUCCACUGGUUCAGAAUCAACAAUACGAAGAAGUUGCCAAGUUAAUCUCAAAAUCUCUGACUGCUGCUGGAAUCUCACAUAAGAUUGAUAUAACAGGUACUUCCAUAGGGAAAAGGUAUGCAAGAACAGAUGAACUUGGUGUUCCCUUUGCCAUUACUGUCGAUUCAACGUCGUCUGUGACAGUGCGAGAGAGGGAUAGCAAAGAUCAAGUCCGGGUGGACGUGGACAAGGUUGCAUCAGUUGUGAGGGAAGUUACUGAUGGAUUGAGCUCUUGGGCAGAUGUUUUGAAGAUGUAUCCUCUACAUUCUUCAGGAACUGCAGAGGAGUGAU